UUGCUCCAUUAAUUCACGCUGCCUUAUUUAAUAAUCCUUUUGGGGAAUCGGCAUUUAUCACCACUUUUGAACGCCAAAGUAACGCAAGUGCAGAUAGGAGAGGAGAUGGGAAAAUGGGGAGGCGACCCGACAUUAUGUUUGUAAGUAAGGAGGAUGAAUUAAUGUAUGCGGAAUGUUCUCGAAUUGUUUAUACUAAGCAAAAGAGAGAUGAUGAUGAUGUGAAGUUACGGCGCGAAGUUAAUGACGGGAUGUUCUGGGCACAUAAAAGUCGCAGAUUGGAAAAGGGACAAUUUGGUAUUAUGGGAAUACAGUUAACAUGUCAAUAUUACGCAGUUCUCGCUUACGAAGAUCAAGUAGAAAUUUGGUGGCAUUUUGGGACUGUGCAAAAACGUAGUAGUCGACCUACUGGGUGUAAUGCUCCAGGCAUUCCAGCAUAUCAGAUCAACAUUCCAAUAAGUGACGUAUUUUAUGACCCACCUAUUCCAGCUAUCAGAUAUGUUCCACUGGUUUCUCAUCCUGCAAUUCCUGAUGGUAACUUUAUCAUUGAUCUUUACGAAAUUCAGCAAAUAAUUUUGAAACGUCAGCCAAGAUAA
This is a messenger RNA of Paraglomus occultum, 593 nucleotides long. Lineage: Eukaryota; Fungi; Glomeromycota; Glomeromycetes; Paraglomerales; Paraglomeraceae. The record is from the annotation of a GenBank genome assembly.